AUGUCCCCUACCGCAAUGCACAUUGCUGCUCCUUGUGCGAUUCCAGAUCUCGCCAACAAAUCUAUUGCUGCAAAGAAAGGUCAAGAACAUAGGCAUCUGGAAGAAACCCUUCAAGGCACUGUCUCUACAAAUCACGCUGAAGAUAUUGCUUUUGCUCAAGCCUUGCACGGCAGAGAUCUCAAGAAGGGUUUGUGGGCUCAGCUGAAAUCAAAGAAUCAGGACGUCUAUGGUGUUACCUCUGAUACUUACUUCAACAUGUGGGGGAAAGAUGCAACAACAGACUCCAAGGCAAACGAAAAGGAGCGCGCUUCUCGCUACAGUCAGUUAGUUAACUCUUACUAUCAUUUGGCUACUGAUUUCUUUGAGUAUGGCUGGGGGAAGAGCUUCCAUUUCUGCAGAUUCUAUCCAGGCGAAGAGUUUCAUAGUGCGGUCAAGCGUCAUGAACAUUUCUUGGCUAUAAAGACCGGCAUUGAUUCAGGCAUGAAGGUACUGGAUGUUGGUUGUGGUGUUGGCGGUCCCGCUAGAGCCAUCACUCAUCUGACUGGUGCCAGUAUCGUUGGACUCAACAACAAUGCUUAUCAGUUGGAAAAGGCCAGAGAGUAUACUAUUCAAGAAGAUUUAGGUGACAAGUUGAGCUUUAUCAAGGUAAGUAAAUGGUUUGAUCUUCAAGAGAUUCCAGAGCUUAACCUUAUUGCAUGUUUCUGUAUAAAUCAGGGUGAUUUCAUGCAAAUUCCCUUUGAUCAAGGGACAUUUGAUCGCGUCUAUGCCAUUGAAGCAACCUGCCACGCUCCCUCAUUUGAAGGUGUCUAUGCAGAAAUUUACCGUGUAUUGAAGCCUGGAGGCAAAUUUGGUUGCUAUGAAUGGUGCAUGACUGAGAAAUACGAUGCUGAAAACCCCAAACACAAGGAGAUUGCACAUGGUAUCGCCAUUGGUAAUAGUCUGCCUGAUGUGCGCACGGUAGCUGAUUCAUUGGGCGCUCUGCAAAAGGUUGGUUUCAAGAUUGAGAUGCAUGUGGAUCUGGCUCGUAUGGGUGAUCGUGUUCAUUGGUAUUAUCCUUUGGAAGGAGAUUUACGUCAGUGUCAAACGUUUCGUGAUAUCUUUACUACACUAGUUAUGACUCAAGCUGGUCGAUACCUCACAAUCAACAUUUGCCGUAUCUUGGAGAAGAUUGGGUUUGCGCCAAAGGGUACUGUGCAAACUCAAGAAGUACUUGAGGUUGCUGGUGAUUCUGUUGUUGCUGGUGGUCGAGAGGAUAUCUUUACUCCCAUGUUCUUUUUUGUGGCCCAGAAACCGAUGUAA
This is a messenger RNA of Mucor velutinosus, 1299 nucleotides long. RefSeq names its product suppressor of tub2 mutation. Bases 1 to 1299 code for a protein of 432 amino acids. NCBI's taxonomy places the organism in Eukaryota, Fungi, Mucoromycota, Mucoromycetes, Mucorales, Mucoraceae. The transcript has a single exon. Gene Ontology annotation, cellular component: endoplasmic reticulum. Gene Ontology annotation, molecular function: sterol 24-C-methyltransferase activity. Gene Ontology annotation, biological process: ergosterol biosynthetic process. The record is from RefSeq and is a predicted model, not a curated record.